Messenger RNA from Cheilinus undulatus (humphead wrasse), 7393 nucleotides. It is a transcript of the gene lamb2, whose product is annotated as laminin, beta 2 (laminin S). Bases 188 to 5581 code for a protein of 1797 amino acids. Gene Ontology annotation, molecular function: integrin binding; extracellular matrix structural constituent. Gene Ontology annotation, cellular component: laminin trimer. Gene Ontology annotation, biological process: basement membrane assembly; cell migration; substrate adhesion-dependent cell spreading. The record is from RefSeq and is a predicted model, not a curated record. The transcript has 36 exons. NCBI's taxonomy places the organism in Eukaryota, Metazoa, Chordata, Actinopteri, Labriformes, Labridae.
UCCAACGGAGAGACGCAGGAGCUGAGAGGACUCCUCACCGCUAACAGCUCAGACCCGCAUCUGCCCGGGACCUCCGCAGGAAGUGGACCGAGGGGGACACGGGACUCGAGCACAACACAAGUGUACACCUGAAACAAGAGCUCUGAAACACGGUUGCAGCAGCCCCGCGGUGGAUGAGCGCUCAGAGAUGGAGGCGUCGCUGCUAAUGCUCGUCUGCGUGCUGGCUGCUGCUGUCGGCCAGGAGCCGGACCAGAGCCACGGCUGUGCCCAUGGUAGCUGUUACCCAGCAACGGGGGACCUGCUGAUUGGACGAGAGAAGAACCUGAAGGCUUCGUCAACGUGUGGGAUGAGGAAAAAAGAGCCGUACUGUAUCGUCAGUCAUCUGCAGGAUGAGAAGAAAUGUUUUGUCUGUGACUCCAGACGACCGUAUGACCCGGUUUACAACACCAUCAAUCAUCGGAUAGAGAACGUCAUCACCGCCUUCAAACCACAUCGUAAAAAGUCCUGGUGGCAGUCGGAAAAUGGAAAGUCAGAUGUUUUUGUCCAGCUGGACCUGGAAGCAGAGUUUCAUUUCACUCACCUUGUCAUGACUUUCAAGACUUUCCGUCCAGCUGCCAUGCUGAUUGAACGAUCUGCAGAUUUCGGUCGAACCUGGCAUAUCUAUCGCUACUUCUCCCAUGACUGCUCUACCACCUUUCCCGGAGUGCCCCAGGGUCCUUUACGCAACAUUAAUGAUGUCAUCUGUGAAUCACGCUACUCUGACAUUGAGCCUUCAACAGAGGGAGAGGUCAUCUACAGAGUGUUGGAUCCAGCCAUCAGGAUAGAGGAUCCAUACAGCCCAAGCAUCCAGAACCAGCUAAAGAUCACCAACUUAAGAGUGAACUUCACCAAACUUCACACGCUGGGAGACAACCUGCUGGACCCCAGAGCUGAAAUAAAAGAGAAGUAUUACUACGCCAUAUAUGAGAUGGUCGUACGUGGAAACUGCUUCUGCUAUGGCCACGCCUCCGAGUGCGCCCCUAUAGAAGGCAUCAGGGAUGAUAUUGAGGGAAUGGUUCAUGGCAGGUGUGUGUGCAACCAUAACACCAAGGGUUUGAACUGUGAGCAGUGUGAUGACUUUCACAAUGACCUGCCGUGGAGGCCGGCAGAGGGACGCAACACCAACGCCUGCAAGAAGUGUAAUUGCAAUAGCCACUCGAGCAUGUGCCACUUUGACAUGGCAGUGUAUUUGGCCAUGGGAAAUGUCAGUGGAGGAGUCUGUGACGACUGUCAGCACAACACCAUGGGACGCAACUGUGAGACGUGCAAACCUUUCUACUACAAAGACCCUUCCAGGGACAUCAGGGACCCUCGGGUCUGCAUAGCCUGUGACUGUGACCCCGAUGGUUCAGAGAAUGGAGGAAUGUGCGACAGCCACACAGACCCUUCCCUCAGCAUGGUGGGAGGUCAGUGCCGCUGCAAAGCAAAUGUGGAGGGGCCAAGGUGUGACAAGUGUAAAACCGGCUACUUCGGCCUGAGUGCUGACAGUCCUCAAGGAUGCCAACCUUGCCGAUGUGAUCACAGAGGAACAGUGUCAGGUAACUCCCAGUGUGACCCGGUCAGUGGAGACUGCUUCUGCAAGCGUCUCGUCACUGGACGCAGCUGCGACCAGUGUUUGCCUGAACACUGGGCUCUGAGCCACGACCUGAACGGCUGCAGGAGCUGUGAGUGUGACAUCGGAGGAGCUCUGGACAACCACUGCUCUAUGGAGAAUGGUCAAUGUCGCUGCCGCAGUCACAUGACAGGUCGCCAGUGUACACAGGUGGAGUCUGGGUAUUACUUCAUGGCUCUGGAUCACUUCCUGUAUGAGGCCGAGCUGGCUCAGAUGGGUCAGGGCUGUACAGUAGAGACCAGAGAACACCAGCCUGGUCGUCCUGCCACGUGGACGGGCAUGGGGUUUGCUCGGGCACCCGAAGGUGGCACCUUGGAGUUCACCAUCAGUGACAUCCCCUACUCCAUGGAAUAUGACCUGCUGAUCCGCUACGAGUCACAGAUGCCUAGAGACUGGGAGGAGGUGCGUAUAACCGUGGUCCGUCCUGGCCUGAUCCCAACCAGCAGUCCCUGUGGAAACACCAUCCCAGACGAUGACCGGAUCACUGUCUCCCUGCCCGCUGGAGCCAGGUUUGUGGUUCCACCUCAGCCCGUGUGUCUGGAGAGAGGAGUGACUUACACCCUUCGCUUUGAGUUCAGACGCUAUCAGGAUGCCAACAGUAUCCUCAAUGGAGCUGCCAAUGCUGUCGUUCUUGUCGACUCAAUUGCCUUAAUGCCACGUCAUUCGUCCAUGGAGAUGUUUAACGCUGGGGAUCCAGCUUCCAACAUCAGGAGGCAGACCUAUGAGCGCUACCGCUGCCACGAGGGGGCCAAGAGUUUGGCCCGCCCACUGAUGAGUGACACCUGUGCCAAACUGAUCACCAGCAUGUCUGCCAUCAUAAAUGAUGGAGCUUUGUCAUGCAACUGUGACCCUCAGGGGUCCAUCAGCUCUGUGUGUGAUGUCCGUGGGGGCCAGUGUCGCUGCAGGCCGAACGUGAUUGGCCGACAUUGUGACCAGUGUGCUCCAGGAACUUAUGGCUUUGGACCUUCUGGAUGCAUAGCCUGCGGGUGCAGCUUGGAAGGCUCUGUGACUCGACUUUGUCACAAGUUCACCGGUCAGUGCCAGUGCCGUCCCGGAGCAUUUGGGCUACGCUGCGAUGGAUGCCAGGCGGGUCACUGGGGCUUCCCUAGCUGCAGACCCUGUCAGUGUAACGGCCACGCUGACGAGUGUGACCAGAGGACCGGAGCCUGCAUCGGCUGUAGGGACAACACUGGAGGAGACAAGUGUGACAGGUGUGCAAAUGGUUACUAUGGUAACCCAGUUUUGGGCAUUGCAUCCGGUGGUCAGUGUCGUCCUUGCCCCUGUCCAGAUGGACCCAACAGUGGACGCCACUUUGCUGCGUCUUGUUACCAGGACAACCGUAACAGACAAAUAGUCUGCAACUGUAACCAGGGUUACACAGGGAUUGUUAAACGCUCCGGGGUGACCAUUUUUAAGCGUGCCCGAUGUGAGGAAUGUGCCCCAGGUUACUAUGGCAACCCCUCCCAACCAGGAGGGCGCUGCCAGCUGUGCCAGUGCAACAACAACAUCGACAUGUCAGACAUGGAGGCCUGCGACAGACGGACCGGAGAGUGCAGGAAAUGCCUUUACAACACAGAGGGCCCAAACUGCGGCAUCUGCAAGAGCGGCUAUUAUGGGGACGCAUCCCGACGAAACUGCAGGAAAUGCACAUGUAACUACAUGGGCACUGAAAGCAGCCAGUGUAUACAGCGUGGCGACUGUGUAUGUCAGCGGACCACAGGGCAGUGCCAGUGUCUACCAAAUGUCAUGGGUCUGGCAUGUGACCACUGUGCCCCCAAUCACUGGAACCUGGCAAGCGGAAGAGGCUGUGAACCCUGUGGCUGUGAUCCCCACAACUCAGUCACCUCCUCUUGUAAUGAGUUCUCUGGGAAAUGUCAGUGCCGCGAUGGUUUUGGAGGGCAAACCUGCACAGACUGUCAGGAGAACUAUUGGGGGGACCCCAGAACACAGUGCAGAGCCUGCGACUGUGACUGGCGUGGUAUUGAAAUUUCUCAGUGCAACAGAGUGACGGGCCACUGUGUUUGCCAGCAGGGGGUAUCAGGUGUCCGUUGUGAUCAGUGUGCCAGAGGCUUCUCUGGCCAGUUUCCAAACUGUCAGCCCUGUCACCAGUGCUUUGGGGACUGGGAUCGCAUUGUGCAGGACCUUGCAGUGCGCACAAAGACUCUAGCAGAGCGCGCUCAUGAGAUUCAGACUACCGGGCUUACCGGGCCCUAUGAGAAGGCUUUUAGAGACCUGGAGGAGAAGCUGGCAAAGGCUCAGGGGAUUGUCAACGCACGCAACGCCACUGCUGCUGCCGUUGCUACUCUAAUGGAGCUUAUUGAAGAUCUAAGAGCUCAGAUCAGUGACGCCACUGACACCCUGAACCGUGUGGAGGGAGACCUGACCAUUGUCCAGGACACCAACUCUGAGGCGAGCAAGGAGCUGAGUGCUCUGGAGAGAGAGGCCAAAGAACUAAACCUCACCUCAGAACAGCUGCACCACCAACUGGACAUCCUCAAAAACUCCAACUUCCUAGGUGCGUAUGACAGCAUCCGUAGCUCCUACAACAAGUCUCGUGAUGCAGAGCGUCGUGCCAAUGAAUCAACAACCACUAGACCAAGCACAGUCAGUCAAUCUGCAGACACUCGCCGCCGCACAGAGCGCCUAAUCAGUGCCAAGAAGGAUGACUUCAACCGUAAAAAUGCUGCAAACAAGCGUGCUCUUGGAGACCUCAACACCAGAGCACAGGGCCUGGACAUGAAGAAGCUCAAUGAGAAGGUUUGUGGUGCUCCUGGUGACACUACCUGUGAGGACAGCCCAUGUGGGGGAGCAGGUUGCCGUGACGACGAAGGGAACCGACACUGUGGAGGCCUUAACUGUAAUGGUGCUGUAGCAGUUGCUGAAAAUGCUCUGGAGAGAGCCAAACACGCAGAGAGUGAGCUGAACAAAGCUAUGGAGGAUGUGGAGGGGCUGUUUACCAAGGUGGCAGAUGCCAAGACCAAAGCUGAGGAGGCCAAAAGUAAAGCCCAGGCUGCUCUGGACAAAGCCACAGCCACCAAAAACAGAGUGGAGAGCUCCAACAAUGAUCUAAGGGAUCUCAUCAAACAGAUCCGAGACUUCCUCACUCAAGAGGGAGCGGACCCAGACAGCAUUGAAGAAGUGGCCAACCGUGUGUUGGAGCUCUCCAUCCCAGCUUCCCCGCUACAGAUCCGACACCUCGCUGAUGAAAUCAAAGAACGAGUCCGCAGCCUUUCCAACGUGGACGACAUUCUGGAGCAGACACAGGAGGAUGUCCGCAAAGCAGAAGAACUGCUGCUGGAUGCCAAGAGGGCAAGGCAUAAUGCAGAGGGGGUGAAGACUACAGCAGAGACUGUGAAACAAGCCCUGGUAGAUGCCAAGAAUGCACAGAUGUCAGCAGAAAAGGCCAUCGCAAGAGCCAAAGCUGAUAUUGGGGAGACUGAGGCACGAUUGGCUCAGAUUGAGUCAGAGACAUCCAACAGUGAGAAGGAUCUGAAUGAUGCCAUGGACCGCCUGAGCACACUGGGACAGGAGAUCACGGCCCUGAAGACCAAACGAGCCAACAACAGCAUGGCAGCGGCCCGAGCAGAGGAGACGGCAACCAUGGCUCGAGACAAGGCGAACGAAGCCAAGCAGAUUCUGGACGGCCAGCUGACAGAUAAAUACCAUGAGGUGCAGCAGCGGGUCGACACAAAGGCCAAGGCUGUGAAGGAUGCCAAGAAAAGAGCCGAGAGCCUCAGAGAUGAAGCGAAGGAGCUGCUGAGAGAUGCCCAGAACAAGCUGCAGAGAUUAGCAGAGCUCGAGAAAAACUAUGAGGAGAACCAGAGGAGGCUGGAGGGGAAAGCUCGUCAGCUGGAUGGCUUGGAGGACAAGAUGAAAGCCAUCCUCAAUGAUAUCAACAAACAGAUCCAGAUCUACAACACAUGCCAGUGAUUUACUUCUCCAUGCCAGAAGAAUUAUCAGGAUUUUUCAGCUAAUUUCUCUGCAUUCACUAACUGUUCAAUAGACUCUAAGAAAACAAACAUAACUGCAACUGAAGUGAACAUGCAUAUAUUGUCAGCAAACCAUCUAUUAUGAAGAUAUUUAAUACAGUUGCUAUCAUAUUAAAAUAUUUAUAGCCAUGUUCCAACGUGUAAUGGUUGUCUUAUAUCACAUAUUUAAAAUCUAGUUUAAACCUGAGUGCACUAUUUUGUUUUUAAGUUGGAAAUGUAUGGGAUAAUAUUUUAUAAAAGUCUGCUGACUUUCAGGUUUUAAAUUUGGCUAAUGCUAUCCAUGGUCAACACUGUUUGUGUGUGCCUUUUACUUCACAAUCAACAGAUUUAUGCCAUUUUUCAUAAUUUUCUAUAAAGACUUUGUUAUGACUGAAGUAUAUUCUGAGCUGUGCUCAAGAUGACUUAACUACACUGUAAACAACAGAACCAGCAAUAUUUGAGCUAAAAUCUGCUAAGAUGUAAUUGUCAGUGUAUUUUCAUAUACAAAUGUGACAGCUGUGUUGUUAUGAAUCCUAUUUUUGUAACUAAUCUUCCUUUCAUACAUAUAACAUGGAAUCAAAGAUAUGACCGUUUUCUGUGUGAAUAAGGUUGACUACUUUUCUUUGCAUUUACAAAUAGAGAACAGAGAAAACCACCUCUGCCUGGAGUAAGAGGAUGGUAUUACACUGAUGCUACACAGGAAUAUGGUUGAUGGUUGUUUAAUUUAAUAGUGUAUGUGAGCAGCUUAGCUCUGGUCACACUACUAUCUAUCAAGUAUAUAAAGCAGAAUUUAGCUAAACACUCAUCCAGAGUGGAUUAUAGCAACUUUUUUAUUGUGGGACAAAUAAAUACUUCGUUGUUGAGCAAUGUCUAAACAGCUUGUCUGGCAUGUCCCACAGUGGUCAGUGUACCUAAAGUGAUCCCUUAUCACCCUCAAAACACACUUAAAAGACACUAUAGUUUGAUGUUUUCCUGGGUAUGCUGUUUCUCCUGCUAAAAAGAAAGGUAGGACUAAUUUGCUGCUAACCAUCAAUCUGUUAUGGUAGCUUUUAUUAGUGGCCUGGCUCUGUUCAAAGACUCAAGAAUCACCUGUAAAAUUCCUCAGUAACUAAGAUGUAUCUCUAAUUUACUGUCCCUGCGUAGAAAAACUUUUAAAGACUUAGGCAUGUUGGCCUCAUGGUCAAUGGAAUAGUUCUAAAAAUACAACCCUUUACUUUUGCACUUGCCUUUUGUUUGAAUUACACACACAGACAUAACUUGAUGCCAUUUAAACCUGAUCUCUGCUAAAAGACUUCCUUUUUCUACAUUUGAACAGAACCAGGCUUGCCAUUUUCUUCUGUUUCUAUUCCAAAUGCUAAGCUAACUGCCCCAAAGAAAGAAGAGUAUGAACCAUAUUAGUUUCCUUAUCUAAUUGUAUCAGAUUGUCAAAAUAUUUGUAUGAAUGCUAUGCUUGUAAUGCACUGUGUGAAUAUUUGUUCAGCAAAUGUACUGUGAUGGAUUACUCAAGACCUGCAGUAUUUUGACUUCACUAAAGAGUAGUAGUAUUUUAAAGUAAGUCUCGAGGCGUGCCGUUUUAUCUUUGAUAUGUACUCAUUUGUAUGACCAUUUUUGUUGCAUAUGAAACAAAAGAAACCAAAAACUAGAUGAACACAUUUCCCUCAGAUCACCAAUCAUCUGUCACAUUAUUUUGAUACGGAAUGCCAAAGCAGUAAUACCACAACGAGCAGUAAAGUUUAACUGUAUUCAGUUUGUGAAUAAAGGUUGUAUUACUUAA